CAACAACAUGCUUGUUAAUUAACGUUGGAGACGAGGGAAAUUUUGCCUAUAAAAAGAUGAACGGCAGACUCGAAUGCAGUAUACAAAACGAUCACAGCAGCAAGACGAACAACCUCGCCACAUCACUCUUCCACCAUGACCUCUCACCAAUCCAACCGCAAGACCGUACUAGUGACUGGUGCCAAUGGCUACAUUGGCUUUUCCGUCAGCAGAGCCUUUGUACGCGCCGGCUAUCGGGUUUUUGGACUCGUGCGGCGAGUCGAAGCCACCAUUGACCUGCAGGUCAACGAGAUCACGCCUGUCGUUGGCACCCUGGAUGACUUGGCCUGGGUGCCCAAUCUCUUCGAGAAGAGCAACACGUUCAAUGUCCUCGUCAACUGUCUCGAAUCCUAUCCCGACUACGAAAUGGUCUACCAGAAGCUCAUCACCCUUUUCCGCCAAGUCGCUAUGAAAAGCAACGAGAAUGGAGUCCGCCCCCUGCUGAUGUGGUCAUCAGGUUGUAAAGACUAUGGGAUGGACGGCGCUUUUCACGGUGAUCCUAACUUUGUGGCGCAGACUGAGGAGAGCCCCAUCGACGGGACGGCUGGAGCAAUGCGUUCGCGUGCCGAGACGUCCCUCCGGGUUUUCGAUCACCCAGAGGUCUUUGACGGCAUUGUCCUUCGCCCGACUUGUGUCUACGGCUACUCGAGCAGCUACUACGGCGCCCUGCUGGAUUACGCUUCAGAGCAGGCCGACAAAGGUGAACCAGCUCUGCGCAUCCCCGUCGACCCCAGGACACCGAUGCACGCGUGCCACGUCGACGACUGUGCCGAAGCCUACAUCUCGCUUGCUGAGCAUGCGCCCCGCACUGCUGUCGCCAAUCAGGUGUACAACAUCUCAGCCCACCGCUAUGAGACGGUAGGGGAGAUUGGCGGUGCACUGGCUGCUGCGUACGGCUUUCCAGAUGGCGCGACGUUCCCCCAAGAUGGGGGCGACUGGUUCCCGUCUCGGCUGUACGUCAUGUUCAACUUCCCCCAGUGGGUGGGCAGCGACAAGAUUCGAAAGGUCACGGGCUGGACGGACAAGAGGGCGCUCUUCCAGGAGGAUAUUGGUGUCUUUAGGGCGGCGUAUGAGGCUGAGAAGGCUCGGGGCCAUGAGAACAUUGCAAAGUCGUCGCAGCGAUUGCACGGAAUCGGCAGCCUGGUCCAGCCUCAGUGAUCAGGUUCCAUGUUGCUUGAUUCCCUGGGCGAUGCCAAGUUACUAUUCAUGAAUCAUGCAGUCCUGUUUUAGUAACUGCUAUCGACACGAAGGGUAUUGGCGUUUCCUGCGGCACGUACCGAAUGAUCCAUAAGCACGUUUUUCCCCAUUGGGGUGAAUAUUUGCAAGAUAGCCAAUCACGAGAUUAGGAUUGAUUCUGACCAGGUUCAACUCGCGCUGACAGAAUGCGCCACUCAUCAAUUAUUUUAAGCAUCAGAUGUGGUCAGCCGCUUUCGCUCUGCACUUACUUGCACAUUGCCGGACUAGAAGCGAGGCGGUGCUGCUGAUGCUCAGAUCAGAGUUGGUGAGAUUCUGCCAAGUUCGGAAGGCCUCAUGUCCGGGGGCUGUGUGAGCGUCUGCCGUGUCAGAACUUCUUCAGGUCGACA
Molecule: messenger RNA, 1622 nt
Organism: Emericellopsis atlantica
Lineage: Eukaryota; Fungi; Ascomycota; Sordariomycetes; Hypocreales; Bionectriaceae
Exons: 1
Coding region: 136-1197 (353 amino acids)
Source: RefSeq, a predicted model, not a curated record